Molecule: messenger RNA, 2207 nt
Organism: Chilo suppressalis (striped riceborer)
Lineage: Eukaryota; Metazoa; Arthropoda; Insecta; Lepidoptera; Crambidae
Source: the annotation of a GenBank genome assembly
GAGACACAUUGAAAAAACCUAGAAUUAUACCUUUUUCAAGUAAAUUUAUACCUUGGUUGUAUUUUUAAUAACCUUUCGUUCUUAAAGUUAUGUUAUUAGUUACAUAAGUAUAUUUAUUACAAGUAAAGUCCUACAGAUUCACAAAAAAUAACCAACGCGAAUAUGUCAAAAGUAACUAAAAGAAAACAUGUUAUGAAUGAGGCUCUCUGGGACGAUUACGAAUUACCAAAAGAAAACCAGAGUCUAGUGAAGGUUCUCAAAAGUAAAGGAAACAAUCUUCAUGAGGUUACAACUCCAAAUGGCGAUGAAUACCUUGUAUCAAUGCCAAUGAAGUUUAGAAAGAAUAUAUGGGUGAAAAGAGGUGACUAUAUUUUAGUUGAACCAAUUCUUGAAGGUGACAAAGUGAAAGCAGAAAUUGUAAAGAUAAUGAACAAGGACUCUAUCAAAUAUUACAAAGAAAAUAAUGUAUGGCCCAAGGAAUUUGAUGAAAGCAAAAAAGAAGCAAGCCCAGCUGAAGAAGAUAUGUUUGUGAACACUAAUAGAAAUCAAAUGACUGUCUACCAAAGUGAUUCUAGUACUAAUACUGACAGUGAUAGUUGACAAUUAUAAAGAAAUUUUAUAAAAAAGGAAUGUUUUAUUCAUUCUGAAGCAGCUGUUUUCUUUUUAUAAAUAAAGAAACUUCUAAAUUAUUUUAGCAAAAAUGCAAAAAAUUAUCAUGACUAAGACAUUCUCAAACUAUAGCUAUUUUUAUAUCGUUUAUAAUUUAAAUAACCAAUAAAGUAAAUAAUAAAAUUGUAACUAUUGUAUAAUAGGUCAUAUACUAUGCAUUAGUAAAAGAAUUUUCAAAUUAAUUUAACUAAUACUACAUUUAUGAUCCUCACAUUUUAAAUAAUAUAUUUUGUAAUAUUUUGAGAGAAUGACAAUGUAUGUCCCUAAACACUAAUAUACAGUAGAAUUAUCAAGUAUAUACAAACAAUAAAAUCAUCCUUUUAUAUGAAUACAGAAAGUUAACAAUAAUUAUCUUAAAUUUUUAAUAUUUUGUAAAAUUAUACUAUAUUUAAUCUAUUUUAGGUCAGAUUCUACAUCAUCAGCCAUGAUAUAUUCAUAAAUUCUUUUGAUGAGUUCAACUGAUUUGACCUUUGCCCAUCCCUCAGUUUUUAUUAUGAGUUUUGCUUGACCAUCUUUAAUAAAUUCUAAAGUCAACAAUUUUAAUGUUUUUGCAGAGUGCAAGUCUGCCAAUUGAAGUGUUUCAAUAGCAUUUUCAACUGUUAAUUUUUUAUGUAAUGCUUCCUCACACAGACUCUUUAAACGGCUUAAUUGAUAGUAAUCAGCAGCCGCUAAUAAUUUUUCUGGUAUUUCAUCAACUCUUGGGGCUUUAUCACUGUAUAUAAAUGUUAACACUUCCCUUAAUACCUCGGAUUCCAAUGGAGAUUCCACAAUAUUAGUAAAACAUUCAGUUGUGUUAUGUUCAAAGUGUGCUUUCAAUACUGCACUUCUACUUGCUAAUACUGCCUUAUGAACUUUAUACUCAAUGCCUUCAGCAGACUUCAUGACCACAUCAGAAAAUAAACCAUUGUUGAGUAGAUUUUCAAAAUCAUUACUUAGUUGAACUUCAGGUACAUUAGAUCUGUCUACUUUAAUAUCGUUUGUCACCAUAAACUGGAACUUUAAACGUAAGCUUCCAUCACUAAGGAGGAAUAUUUCCCGGCCAUCAUAGCUGGCUAUGUCGCGUUUGAAUAAUGUGGCCAAAAAUUGCCAUUUAUUAGCUUGAACGGUAUGAUAUUCCUUAAUAACAAUAGACCGCUCCUCAAAACGUUUCAGACAUAUGGUGAGAAUGGAUUUCAGGAACACUGGUGAUGGAGAUAAAUAAUAUAUCUCGAUAAUGUCAUUGUCUCGUCCCAGAAAUUGCAUUUUCAGUUGAAAUCUAGAUUCUAUUAACUCGACACUGGAAUCCUUCGACUUUUCAGUGCGAAAUUCUCUAGUGGUUUUGUUUUCUAAUAAAUUAUUAAAAUUUGGUACUGUCCAUAUAAUCGUAUUUAUCUUGGUUUGGCCUUCCGUACGUGUAGUAUAAUUGAUAGUAGACAUUUUCACUAAUGCUUGGAUUAAAAAUUAUCACCUUGAUAAUUCUUCUUCUUGGUCUAUUUUCAAAAGUUUUUUUGUACAUACAACUAACUAAACCUUCAAUUUACUACAGCUACAGAACGAAU